AUGGAGCGCAACCCCAUUUCACUCGCCAUUCGCGGCGUCCAGGCCUUAUUCGGCAUCAUUGUCCUUGGUCUCACUGCAUAUAAGCUAACAAGUUUCUCGAACACAGUUGCUUCCGAAGGGUCCUUGGAUUCCUCCAACUUCCUGCUCUUCUGCGGUCUAUGGACAGCUUUCAUCGUUGUUCCCUACAUGCUUCUCGCUCCUACAUACGCUCCCGUAGCCGCGCAUCCCUUCGCGAUAAUUGGCGUUGAUGGCGUAACCAUGAUUUUCUGGUUCGCAGGCUUCAUUGCUCUAGGCUCCAAACUUCCCUCUCCCAGAUUCUGCACUUUCAACGCGUGCCGUGUUCUCCAGGCCGCAACUGUGUUCGGCUCCUUCGAGUGGGUUCUGUUUGUCGCUACUCUUGCUCUCGCGGUUCUUCCCGUCGUUCGAAACCGUGGAACACCAAAGCCGAAUGAAAAUGUACCGCAGCCGAGUAUCUAG
Messenger RNA from Coccidioides posadasii C735 delta SOWgp, 477 nucleotides. Lineage: Eukaryota; Fungi; Ascomycota; Eurotiomycetes; Onygenales; Onygenaceae. The record is from RefSeq and is a predicted model, not a curated record.